Messenger RNA from Saccharomycodes ludwigii, 4605 nucleotides. RefSeq lists its product as uncharacterized. The transcript has a single exon. The record is from RefSeq and is a predicted model, not a curated record. Gene Ontology annotation, cellular component: membrane. Gene Ontology annotation, biological process: transmembrane transport. Gene Ontology annotation, molecular function: ATP hydrolysis activity; ABC-type transporter activity; ATP binding. Bases 1 to 4605 code for a protein of 1534 amino acids. Lineage: Eukaryota; Fungi; Ascomycota; Saccharomycetes; Saccharomycodales; Saccharomycodaceae.
AUGUCAUCUUCUAUUUCCUCCUCUGUUUCUAAAGGAGAAAAAGAAAAAAUACAUGGAAACAAGGGUAGCAGUGACAAGAGUAAUAAUAACUAUAAUAUUAAUGGUGGCGAUGAUACUUCUUCGUAUCAAGAGUCUAUCCAAUCAUUUGAAGGUAACGGUAAGAAUGAAAGAGCUGCAGAUUUGGAAUUACAAAAUGUUGAUACUCAACUAUCGAGACACAUUACCCAUAUUCUAAGUGAAGAAAACGGGUCACAAAAAAUCGAAUCUUUAGCUCGUGUCUUGUCUACCAAGACCAAGAAACAAUUGGAAAGUUUCGAGGUUAGAGAGGGGCUAGAUUUUGAUUUAAAACAAUUAUUAGAUUAUUUAAGACAGCAUCAAUUGGACCAAGGUAUUAUUCCCGGUGAUUCUGGUGUUGCAUUUAAGGACCUAACAGCCAUUGGUAUCGAUGCUUCUGCUGCUUAUGGUCCAAGUGUGUCGGAAAUGGUCCGAGGAUGGGCUUCUUGGCCUGGGAAAUUGUUUAAUAGAAAAAAUGCAGUUCCCUUGAGAAAGAUUAUCCAAAAUAUGGUUGGUGUUGUUGAAAGUGGGGAGAUGUUAUUUGUUGUUGGUAGACCUGGUGCUGGUUGUUCCACACUGUUAAAAUGUAUCUCUGGUGAGACCGCCGAGUUGGUUUCUGUUGAAGGUGAAUUUUCAUAUGAUGGUUUGGACCAACAUGAAAUGAUGAGUAGAUUUAAGGGGUAUGUCAUCUACUGUCCUGAAUUAGAUUUCCAUUUCCCACGUAUUACGGUCAAGGAGACGAUUGAUUUUGCGUUGAAAUGUAAAACACCACGUAUUAGAGUUGAUGGGAUGUCGAAAACUGAGUAUGUGAAUUCUAUGAGAGAUCUAUGGUGUACUGUUUUUGGGUUGAGACAUACUUAUGCUACCAAUGUUGGUAAUGAUUUUGUUAGAGGUGUUUCUGGUGGUGAACGUAAGAGAGUGUCAUUGGUGGAAGCUUUGGCUAUGAAUGCAUCUAUUUAUUCGUGGGAUAAUGCCACAAGGGGUUUAGAUGCCUCGACUGCGUUGGAAUUUGCUCAAGCUAUCAGAACAGCCACCAACAUGUCUAAUAAUUCUGCCGUUGUUGCUAUUUACCAAGCUGGUGAAAAUAUUUAUACUUUAUUUGAUAAAACCACCGUUUUGUACAACGGUAAACAAAUUUACUUUGGACCAGCGGAAAAGGCGGUUGCUUAUUUUGAGAAGAUGGGGUGGGUCAAACCAUCAAGAAUGACUUCUCCGGAAUUUUUAACAUCCGUGACUGUUGAUUUUGACAAUAGAACCUUAGAAAUUAAACCUGGCUUUGAAGAUAAAGUUGCCAAAAACUCACAAGAGUUUGUUGACUAUUGGUUGAACUCUCCCGACUACCAAGAAGCUUUGCAGAUGUAUGACGAUUAUGUCAGUGCACAUCCAGCUGAUGAAACUAGAAAGAGGUUAGAAGAGGCAACAGCACAAAGGAAGCAGAAAUUUGAGAGUCAAAAAUCGCAAUAUGUUGCCAAUUUCUGGCAGCAAGUGUGGUAUUGUAUGAUAAGAGGGUUUCAAAGAACUAAGGGUGAUAUGACAUAUACCAAAGUGUAUCUAUCUUCGUUUUUGAUUAAAGGUUUAGUUGUCGGUUCUAUGUUUUGGCAGAUUGAUCCCAAAAGUCAGUCUACGACUGAAGGUGCGUAUUCACGUGGUGGUUUGUUAUUUUAUGUUUUAUUAUUUUGUUCUGUCACUUCUUUAGCUGAAAUUGCCAACUCGUUUGCCACAAGGCCUAUUAUUGUCAAGCACAAGACCUAUUCCAUGUACCAUACCUCAGCUGAAUCAUUGCAAGAAAUUUUCACUGAAGCUCCAGUUAAAUUUCUUGCUGUUCUUGUGUUGAGUUUAGUCACAUACUGGAUUCCUAAAUUGAAAUGGGACGCAGGUUCAUAUUUCCAAUACUUACUAUAUCUAUUUACCGUUCAACAAUGUACCUCUUUUAUUUUCAAAUUGGUUGCUACUUUGACUAAGGAUGGUGGAACUGCACAUGCUAUUGGUGGUUUAUGGGUUUUGAUGUUGUGUGUAUAUGCUGGUUUUGUUUUGCCCAUUGGUGAUAUGCAUCAUUGGAUUAGAUGGUUCCAUUACUUGAAUCCAUUGAGUUAUGCGUACGAAUCGUUAAUGUCUACCGAAUUUCAUGGCAGGGAGAUGCUGUGUUCUAGUUUAAUUCCUAGUGGGCCUGGUUAUGAAAAUGUUUCCAUUGACAACCAAAUUUGUAGUGCAACUGGGUCUGUUGCGGGUAGCAAAUAUGUUUCUGGUGACACUUAUAUUUUGAAAGGUUACCAUUACAAGUAUAAACAUGCUUGGAGAGACUGGGGUGUCAACAUUGUUUGGACUUUUGGAUAUAUUGUGAUGAAUGUGAUUAUGAGUGAAUAUGUGAAACCAUUAGCUGGUGGUGGUGAUUUAUUAUUAUACAAGAGGGGACACAUGCCAGAGAUGGGUACUGAAAACGCAGAUGCCAAAGUUGCUAGUAGAGAGGAAAUGAUGGCUGCAUUGAAUGGACCAGAUGUUGAUUUGCACGAAGUUAUUGCUAACAAGGAUGUUUUCACUUGGAAUAACUUGACGUAUAUUAUUCCAUAUGAUGGCUCUACCAGAGUUUUGUUGGACAAUGUUUUCGGUUACGUCAAGCCUGGUAAGAUGACUGCUUUGAUGGGGGAAUCUGGGGCAGGUAAAACCACCUUGUUGAAUACUUUGGCUCAAAGAAUUACCAUGGGUACUAUCAAUGGUGACAUGUUGGUUAACGCCAAACCAUUACCAGCUUCGUUCAAUCGUUCGUGUGGUUAUGUUGCCCAAGCUGAUAACCAUAUGGCCGAAUUAACGGUUAGAGAGUCUUUGAGGUUUGCUGCUGAAUUAAGACAACCAUCCUCUGUUCCAUUAGAAGACAAGUAUGAUUAUGUUGAAAAAAUCAUUUAUUUGUUGGGUAUGCAAAAUUAUGCUGAAGCCUAUGUUGGUAAGACUGGUAGAGGGUUAAAUGUUGAACAAAGGAAAAAGUUGUCUAUUGGUGUGGAGUUAGUGGCAAAACCUUCGUUGUUGUUGUUUUUAGAUGAACCCACCUCCGGUUUGGAUUCGCAAUCUGCAUGGUCUAUUGUCCAAUUUAUGAGAGCCUUGGCCGAUUCUGGACAAUCUAUUUUAUGUACUAUUCACCAACCUUCUGCUACAUUAUUUGAACAAUUUGAUAGAUUAUUGUUGUUGAAAAAGGGUGGUAAGAUGGUUUAUUUUGGGGACAUUGGACCAAAUUCGUCUACUUUAUUAUCUUACUUUGAGCGUCAAUCUGGUGUAAAAUGUGGUGUCUCUGAGAAUCCUGCUGAGUAUAUUUUGAACUGUAUUGGUGCGGGUGCCACUGCUAAUGCUAAUUCUGAUUGGAAUGAAUUGUGGCUUGGAUCUCCAGAAUGUAAAGCAGCUAAACAAGAAGUGGAAGACUUACACGCUAGGCUAUCUGUCAGGCCGGUUACUGAUGAUAAAGAAUUGUCUGGUAGAUUUGCCGCUAGUUAUGUGACUCAGUUAAAGGUUGUUAUGUGGAGAACCAAUUUACAAUUUUGGAGAUCACCAAUUUAUAUUAGAGCCAAAUUCUUAGAAUGUUGUUCUUGUGCUUUGUUUGUUGGUCUAUCAUAUGUUGGUGUGAAUCAUUCUAUUGCGGGAGCUACCGAGGCCUUUUCCUCUAUUUUCAUGUUGUUGUUAAUCGCUGUUGCUAUGAUCAAUCAAUUGCAUGUUUUUGCCUAUGAUUCGAGAGAAUUGUUUGAAGUAAGAGAAGCUGCCUCUAACACAUUCCAUUGGUCUGCCUUAUUAUUAUGUCAUACAGUUAUGGAAACUGCUUGGUCUUCUAUUUGUGAAUUUUUAUGUUACAUCUGUUAUUACUGGCCAGGACAAUUUAGUGGUAGAGCAUCACACGCUGGGUACUUCUUUUUGAUUUAUGUUGUUAUGUUCCCAAUGUAUUUUGUCAGCUAUGGUACAUGGAUUUUAUAUUUUUCACCGGAUGUUCCAUCGGCUUCUAUGAUUAACUCUAACUUGUUUGCAGCAAUGUUGUUAUUCUGUGGUAUUUUACAACCAAGAAAUAAGAUGCCAGGGUUUUGGAGAAGAUUUAUGUACAAUGUUUCGCCAUUCACAUAUGUUGUUCAGUCUUUAGUUGCGCCAUUGGUCCACGGGAAGAAAGUUAUUUGUUCUAAAAAUGAGUUUAAGGUUAUGGAUCCACCCAGUGGUCAGACAUGUGGUGAAUUUUUAGAUACAUACGUGAAUAAUAACACUGGUUAUUUGACCAAUGGCGAUGCGACUGCACAAUGUGAGUAUUGUCCAUAUUCUGUUCAAGAUCAGGUUGUUGAGCAAUAUAAUGUUAAGUGGGAUUACAGAUGGAGAAAUUUUGGGUUUUUGUGGGCUUAUAUUGCUUUCAAUUACUUUGCUAUGUUAAUCUGUUACUAUAUUAUGAGAGUUAAAGUAUGGUCCCUCAAAAGUGUUUUAGAUGUUAAAAAAUGGUGGAGUGGACCAAGAAAGGAAAGACAUGAAGCUGAAAAGAAUAUUUUCAAAGAAAAGCCUGGUGAUAAGGCUAAAGUUGCUUCCCAUAAGGCAUGA